Monomorium pharaonis (pharaoh ant) is the source of this 4931-nucleotide messenger RNA. RefSeq lists its product as uncharacterized. Lineage: Eukaryota; Metazoa; Arthropoda; Insecta; Hymenoptera; Formicidae. The coding region runs from base 1798 to 2664 and encodes 288 amino acids. The record is from RefSeq and is a predicted model, not a curated record. The transcript is spliced from 7 exons.
GAACAACGUAACAAUCAAUAAACAAAAUUAAAGCAUAGAGAAUAAACAGCCAAAAUCUACAAGUUCAUAAACAAAAUAAAAUUUAUAUUUACAUUAUUAUAUUAAUUCUUGAGAGAUUGUUGUAAAGAUGUGAAACAAGAAGGAAAAGAAAACAAAAAGUCUUGCGACUCAUCCACGAGAUGAGCUUCGAGGAGCCGUUUCAUCCUGCAGUUUCGAAGGAAGCGAGAUCGAAGGCGAGAGUACAGGAUGAAUUUUCGGCGAUUGAGUUGGCGAUUGGAAAAUGCCGAGACACGCCGAAGAAGAAUUUCUUCGUUCGGCGAAAGUCGCGGAUCGAUUGGACGCAUGAGCAUUUUAGGUGGCGUCGCGACGCCGCCAAGCGUCGUCGUCGUCUCGCCUACGCAUCCCCCUGCCGGUAUAAUUCAUGACAAGCUCCUCUCUUUCUCUCACGAUUCUUUCUUUUUCUUUUUUUUCUUUUUUUUUAAUCAUGGGGUAGGAUUGCAGAGAGGAGCGAGGGAAAGAGCAUAGCGAAAGGAAAGGAAGAAACCGGGAAUAGAAGGGAGUGUGAAUUCAAGCGAUAAGGGGAUGAAAGGGCGAAGAGCGAAACUCGAGAAGGGAGAGAGGAGAGAUAGCGGGGAUAAUUGGAGUGAAAGAGACGGCGAUAAUAAUAAAGGGACCGACGCGAGGUAGAAUAGAUAAAGGGCGGGAAACGAGAAAGGGGGGAGAGAGAGAGAGAGAGAGAGAGCGAGAGAGAUAUUAAUAAGCAGUGAUGUAAACUUACGAAGGGCCGUCUGUGCAUGGAGACGCCUCUCUUGCAUUUUAAAUGUUAUAGAUUUGACAACUGCACGCACGCAAAAAACAAAGCGAAUCGUGAAUUAAAAAUAAGAAUUGAAAAAUAAGAAUAAAAUUAAGCCUUGACAAGAACGGCUGGAACUUUGGAGAGGUUCUCCCGUCUCUUGAUUUUUUCCCUUCAGGGGCAAGAAUGAUUUUUAAAGUCAAACAAAAAGUGAUUUCAUCUUUUGCUUAUUCAAUUUAAAUUCAAGCAAAUAAAUCAAAAGGGAGUAAAGAAGUGACGAGUACCGUCUUGUUUUACCGUCAAACAUCUAACUUAGCUCUUCUGAAAAAUUAAAAUCGCACAUUUCCAGGAUACAAUUUCACAUUAAUUCAUUAUAUACGAGAAAGCUAUCCUCGACCAGAAACGAAUCAUCGUCGUGCCCGUCAUGGUAAAGUUGUACCCUUGGCAGUGGUGAGUUUCACCGACGCCGGCGCCAGGGCGCUUUUCCUCGCGCCAUCUCUCCUCCCCUCCCCCCCUCCGUACAUCACGCGUGCGUGGUGCGAGCGUAAUAACGAUCUCCCGCGUACAUACAUACGUGCGAGGGAGAGAAGGCGCGAAAGAGAGUGAAAGAGACGAGGGGCGAGAGGGAGAGAGAGAGAGAGAAAGGCGAGCGCGUCUCGCUCGCCGAGGGGUGCCGCGGGCGAGGAACAACAGAUGUCCUUCCGCAUGACGCACGCAGGGUGGUCGUCGUCCCUCGGCGCGGAGUGGUAGUCUCGCGUCCGGUGGUGUCUGCGCGCGUACACGUCGCGCGAAGCGGAGCAGCGGAGCGGAGGCGGCUGCGGCGUCCUCGCCAGGGAUCCUCGAGCCAAGGGGGCGAAGGACCUCGUUCGCAACCAACCACUCGGGGGGGUGAAGCUCAGCCGGCCGCCGUCCGCGUGAAAUGUACGCGUGAAAUGCCGCUGGACGCGCGCCGCGCGGCUUCCAUCACCCGAGGGCGAGGGCCAUUCUCCGGUUAGUCCCGCGCGAUGACGUGCGAGGUGUCGUCGAAGGGUACGACGCGCAGGGCGUUCCGCGACCAGGACCCACCGCGAAUAUGCAACAAGAGCGCGGAGAACCUGCUGCGGGACGAGCUCGAGUUCUCGCGGUCGACCCCGAGCUCGCCGACGACCCUCCAGCGCGCCGCCAGCCUCGAGAAGUGCUUCAGCGAGCCCGAGUUCUUCCAGAAGCAGCGCGAGCUGAUCUCCAAGCACGAGCAGCGUACGAGGGUGAAGGAGGGUAGCGGCGACGGCGAGGAGAGCGUCACCACCACCCCGAGUCCCGCGCCAGACGACGCCGACGGGGACGCCGCGAGCACCGAGGACCUCUCGCCGAGGAAACUCUCCGCCAAAGUGCCUUCCCCUUGCGAGCACGCGAGCGAGGUGAUUACUAACGGUCUCAAGUGCGACUCGGACGACGUCGACGGUUUGACAAACGGAAAAAAAAUGGCACCGGUUCUGGGCGUACCGCCUCCGCCACCGCCGGCUCCUCACAUGGGACCAGACGGCCUGAUCUUGCCGAGGAAACCAUAUAACCCUUGCCUUACCUCCACUAAUCAUAAGGAUCUUCGCAGAGAAUUACUUUUCAAUCAGAAAAUCGGCAAGAACGUCUUGAACCAGAAGAGCGAGCUGCAACGUGCCCUGGAGAAACAGAGGGAAGCCGCGUCGAGGAGGGAGGCUGAGAGGAUCCGUGAGGAAAGUUAUAAGGACGAUCCCAGGACUGCCUUGCAAAGGGCGAUCGAACAAAGAGCGAAACACAUUCAACUGACGCAGGAGCAAUCGCGGUCGAUGGAGCCGCCGAGCAACCUCCUGAUAACAGCGAGAGCAAAGCUGAGGCCCCGCACCGAGUCCCAGUGAGGCCCGGUGAAGAUCGAAAAAUGUUGCGUCGGGGAUGAAGAGAAUCCGCUCGACGAGGCGGCUCGUAAUUUCAUCCCUCGGCGCUUUGUCGAUCGCAAUCAGUGUGUGUACAUAUGCAUAACCCGAUAACAUUUUCUCGACACGAGAAUUAUUAGCGGCGUCAUUUGGCGCGCAACGAGAGGCGCGUGUUGCAACGGGCGUUAUAAAAGUCUUAAUAGGCGUCGAGAUAACGCGACGAGACGUAACGAGCGCAGGGAACGAGGAUCGCUGAGAGGAUCUGUCUCGAUAAUUCUUAGCGCGCCACGUCGUCGCGCCAGUAUAAAUUCAUUCCUAAACAACGCGGAGGACCAAACGACGUCGCGUCGUAUCACGAUCAGGACGCUAUCUUUACGACGUGUCAGGGUUUAGGCACCGUUUAAAAUUAUGAGUGUCGUUUGCGCGUUGCCCUGAAUCAAGCGGCACACAAAUAAUUCUCGCAUUGCAUAUCGGGUGUCUCGAUGUACAAUACAAUCAGCAACCAACCACGUGUCUUCGUCUUUAAUAGUAGAUGAGCGUAGAGCCGAAGUUAGAGCUUGACGACCAAUUAGUUUGUCGGUGCGACAACGUCAUUAUAAACGAUGAUCAUCGUAAAUGCAGUAAUCCAGUUAUAUAGUACGUGCGAACUCGGAUAUAAUAACCGGUGAAGUUUGUAUGCCGUUUGUGACUGCUCGUAUUGGAGACACUUGCGUGUCUUACGUGCCUGCGUUGGCGUCUAUGAUCAACCUAUUCUCGUUGAAACAAGCGGAAAAAAAAUGGCAAGUCAUCCUAGCAUUCAGAAGAAGGCGGCACAGCUGAGAAUCGUUAAAGAUAUAAACGAACCGAAAAUAUACGGAAUUCGUGGAUCCCGAUGAUUUGAAGCUUUAAAUUAAUCAUCUAUUCGGAUGAAGGAUUUUACAGAGGUAGUAUUUUUUCUUCUAAGAACAGAGAUUUCGUCGCGAGGAUAUCGGAUAGUAACAAUAGAACAGAUCGACAAUAGACAGUAGCGGUAGAUAUAACGGCAAGAUAUAAUGCGAAAGAAUUUAUUCGUGGACGACGUAUUGUCGGUCGCUCGAACGGUCGCUCUGCUCCGAGCCUUUGAUCUUAAGCAAAUACAUAACGCAUUCCCUUUAACUUCAGACAUUCACAAUUAUUCACAAAAACGAAUAUUCGCCAAGAAUCACUCUUGAAACGCGCAAUGAUCAUAAAAGCUUUAAAUCUGUUGUUUCGUUACAGGCAAAAUGCCGUUAUGUUUAAGAUUAAUCGUUCGAACAAGAGUUAUGAAUUGCGAAUGUUCGGACAUCCGCGACACGUAUCCGCGUCUCUGAACGAGCUCUCUUUGUGCCGAAGGCGUGUUGAUCCUUGCGCUCUCAAAAAUCACAACGGUGGUUUUCAUGAUCUUCGGCACAAUUUUGAGCACGUAAAAAAAAAAAAGUGUAUUUUGUAUAAGGCUUAGAUCGCCGACGGUGGCAUCAUUUUCGACAGGAAACCGAAAUAAAUAAAUCUAUUCAAGCUAAACGUAUAAAAAUGAUUUGCAAAAGUAAAGUGUAUAACAAAUCGUUAAAGUUUCCAAGUUGUCGCGGUGCUUCCAAUUAAGCCGCGAAUCAACGUAGCUAUGAAAUAGAUCAUCUGCAACUUAAUGACAUUAAAUUGCAUCGAUUGCGAUUGUAUGGAGGUGAUGCCACCUGAAAGUAAAAGUAGUUUCCGCUAGGAGACGAGAGACGAAUAAAAGUCGAAACUCCGCGGGACCAUGUGUUCUUAUACUUCGUUAUAUACGGCAGUGAGGGAGAGAAAGAAAUUCGACGUCUGCCUUGCAUAGUAACAAUUAUUAUUAAUCGUAUUUAAGUAUCGAAUCGACGUUAAUAUUAACUAUAUUUCUCGUGGUUCAUUAUGUUCGACGAAUCCGGCGAAGAGGUAUGCAGCGCAUCUUAGGUCGAAAAUAAUGUAAGCCGUUAAGUUUGUUACAACUUUAAUUUACCACACCCGAAUCCACACGAGGAUCUUAUAAUAUAUAUAACUCGCGCUUAAUUGCGUAAGGAAAUAUAUCCGUGUAUCCAAUCGAUAGAGGAGCCACAAAUAAGAGGAUAUUUUCGUUUUUUUUUUUUUGUACAGUUAUCACAUGUAUAUGCUAAGCUCUAGCGUUUCUUUUGUCGUUUUUAAUAUAACUUAAUCAUGAAUAUAUAUUCAGGUCCUUAAGAGAUCGCUGCAAUGAUAAAAUCUCGGAUUCCAAAUAUAUUUUAUUCAACACUAAA